Paramuricea clavata is the source of this 551-nucleotide messenger RNA. The record is from the annotation of a GenBank genome assembly. Lineage: Eukaryota; Metazoa; Cnidaria; Anthozoa; Malacalcyonacea; Plexauridae.
AUGUGUCCUGCUGAAUUGAUGUUCAGAAAAAAAUUGAGAACUAAACUUCCAGAGCUGAGAGAAAAUGUUAACCUGGAUGAAGAAAUGCGAGACAAAGACAGAGAGAAAAAGGAGAAAAUGAAAGGUUAUGCUGAAAAAAGAAGGAAUGCCAAGGAGAGCAAUUUAUCAGAAGGAGACAAAGUGCUGUUGAGACAGCAGCGCACCAACAAGUGGACAACAGCGUUUGAAAUUCAACCGUAUCAAGUGAUUGAUAAACACGGGAACAGUGUAUUGGUCGAGUCACCCCAAGGUGUUCAGUAUAAAAGAAACUCUACUCAUGUUAAAGCGUUCCAGGAAAAAGAAAAUGGUCCAGAGGAAAUCGAAAUGUCAGCGACAGUACCUGAAAUACCUCCGCGGAGGGAGAAACAUCGCCUGCAGGGGAAACAUCAUCGCAAGGUGAUCGUGAUGGACGAGUGCCAAGUGGAGACUCUAACCAAACAGCAGAAACUUUGCCAGUCAAAUCCCCAAGACCUGUGCGUACCAGACAUGCGCCAAAAAGAUAUGGAGAUUAU